Messenger RNA from Neurospora crassa OR74A, 837 nucleotides. RefSeq lists its product as hypothetical. Bases 136 to 561 code for a protein of 141 amino acids. NCBI's taxonomy places the organism in Eukaryota, Fungi, Ascomycota, Sordariomycetes, Sordariales, Sordariaceae. The transcript is spliced from 2 exons. The record is from RefSeq and is a predicted model, not a curated record.
GAAUCCCCACGAUACUACUAUCCCAAGUACCAAGGCUUGCCCAUCUUCUCUAGCAGUCAAAGCAUAGAAUUAUAGGAACAAUCCCACCAACCUAAAGCUAUACCCCCAAGUGCAACUCACUACUUAGCUAUCAUCAUGUCCACCGCCGCCGCAAUCCCCAUCGCUUCCUUCGGCAACAACCCCGAGGUCGCUCAAGCCAUUCGCGAAAAGCUCCUUCCAGAAUAUGACGUCGUCCACACAACCCUCACCCUCUCCACCUCCCUCUCGGAACUCCCCCCUCUCUGCACCGGCACCUUCUCCCACCUCCCCUCGUCAAACCUCGGCUCCAACGCCACGGCCGCCACCCCAGCCGACCUCAAGGUGCCCAAGGCCAUCAUCUUCGGCGGCGGCGUGUCCCCCUCGGACGCCGAGCAAGUCAAAGAAGCGGUGCUGGCCAAGAACCCAGACAUCAAGUUCGUCCGACUCACGCGGGAGGAUAUGGUCGCCGCGGGGGCCGAGGGGCCGGAUCCCGAGGUGAUUGGACGCUUGUUGAAGGAGAGGUUGGCCGAGGCUUUGGCUUGAGGCUUGAGGCUUGGGGAAAACAACUGAACCUAAGUACUUGGCUCGUGUUUGGUGUAGUUCGGGAUGGGGCUUGCUAGUAUGCUGGAUAUGAUGAAGGAGGAUGGAAUGCUCUUCAGUGGGAGUUUUUAUUUCAAAGGGUAUAGGUGACUAGGUCAGGUUGGGAUGAAGUGUUUGAAAGGGGGGUCGAAUGAAGGAUUGGAGGGAGGUUUCCUACCAGAAGCUGUAGGAAGUGUGUUCCUAACGUUGACAGUCAUGAAAAUAUGACACUCCUUCCCU